Diceros bicornis minor is the source of this 1080-nucleotide messenger RNA. It is a transcript of the gene F2RL2, whose product is annotated as coagulation factor II thrombin receptor like 2. The record is from RefSeq and is a predicted model, not a curated record. The transcript has a single exon. NCBI's taxonomy places the organism in Eukaryota, Metazoa, Chordata, Mammalia, Perissodactyla, Rhinocerotidae. Gene Ontology annotation, molecular function: thrombin-activated receptor activity. Gene Ontology annotation, cellular component: membrane. Bases 1 to 1071 code for a protein of 356 amino acids. Gene Ontology annotation, biological process: thrombin-activated receptor signaling pathway; blood coagulation; positive regulation of Rho protein signal transduction.
AUGGAAAAUGAUGCAGACAACUUGGCAAAGCCAAUCUUACCUAUUAAGACCUACCGCGGAGCUCCCCCAAAUUAUUUUGAAGAGUUUCCCCUUUCUGCCAUAGAAGGCUGGACAGGAACCACCACAACUGUAAAAAUUAAGUGCCCCGAAGAAAGUGUUUCAAAUCUCCACGUGAAUAACGCUACCAUAGGGUACCUGAGCAGCUCCUUAAGUACCAAACUGAUACCUGCCAUCUACAUCCUGGUGUUUGUAGUAGGUGUGCCAGCCAAUGCGGUGACCCUGUGGAUGCUCUUCUUCAGGACUAGGUCCGUCUGUAUGACUAUCUUCUACACCAACCUGGCCGUUGCAGAUUUCCUCUUUUGUGUCACACUGCCCUUUAAGAUAGCUUACCAUCUCAAUGGGAACAACUGGGUAUUUGGAGCGGUCAUGUGCCAGGCCACCACAGUCAUCUUCUAUGGCAACAUGUACUGCUCCAUUCUGCUCCUUGCCUGUAUCAGCAUCAGCCGCUACCUAGCCAUUGUCCACCCUUUCACUUAUCGGGGACUGCCCAAGCGCACCUACGCCUUGCUAACGUGUGGACUGGUGUGGGCAACGGUUUUCUUAUACAUGCUGCCAUUUUUCAUCUUAAAGCAGGAGUAUUAUCUUGUCCAUCCAGAUAUCACCACCUGCCAUGAUGUCCACAAUACAUGUGAAUCCUCAGCUCCCUUCCAACUCUACUAUUUCAUCUCCUUGGCAUUCUUUGGAUUCUUAAUUCCAUUUGUGGUCAUUAUCUACUGCUACACAGCCAUCAUUCGGACACUUAAUGCAUAUGAUCAUAGAUGGUUGUGGUAUGUCAAGACGAGUCUCCUCAUUCUUAUGAUUUUUACCAUUUGCUUUGCUCCAAGUAAUGUUAUACUUAUUAUUCACCACACUAACUACUACUACAACAACAUCGAUGGCUUAUACUUGAUCUAUCUCAUAGCUUUGUGCCUUGGUAGCCUGAAUAGUUGCCUAGAUCCAUUCCUAUAUUUUCUCAUGUCAAAAAUCACAGAUCAUUCCACUGUUUACCUUACAAUGGUGAAAUUAUCUUAGAGAAUAAGG